GCUCCAGUUCUCCCUCCUGGAGUUCAUCCUGGCCAUGGGCCUCUUCUUGGUGCUGGUCCUGGAGCAAGUGGCUCUGGCCCAACAGGAGCUCCCUGGGGCGGCCGAGGAGACCCGGGCCUUGCUCCCCACCUCCAUCCAAGCACCACCACCAUCCUCCUCCUCACCAUCCUCAUCCUGCUCCUCACCCCUCAUCCCGGGGGGGGCCAUCCGUGCCGGGCUGUUAGUCCUGGCCUUGGCUCUUCACUCGGUGUUGGAGGGGUUGGCGUUGGGCCUACAGGAAGGAGAAGGGGGGGUUUGGAGGGUCUGCUUGGCUUUGCUCCUCCAUAAAAGCGCCGUGGCCUUCAGCCUCGCCCUGGAGCUCCUGGGGGGCCGCCUGCGCCCGCCGGCGGUGGCCGCUUCCCUCUUCCUCUUCUCCCUCAUGUCCCCUUUGGGGGUGGCUUUGGGGACGGCGGCGGUGGCCACGGGCGCGGGGCCCAGGCAGAGGUUGUGCCGGGGGGUUUUGGAAGGGUUGGCGGCCGGCACUUUUCUCUACAUCACUUUUUUGGAGAUUUUACCCCAAGAAUUGGGGGUGCCCCGGCACCGCAUCCCCAAAGUCAUCCUCCUCCUGGCCGGCUUCGCCCUCGUCACCGGCAUCCUCUUCAUCAAGAUCUGAGGUGCCCCCCCUGCCACCUCCGACACCCUCCCCCCGGCCUUCCUCCCCCAAAAAAGGGGGGGGACGGCAGGGUUGGGACGGUGAGAGAAGGUUGGGAGGUGGAGGGGGGACACAAGACACCCCCCUGAUCCCCCCCCCACCCUUCC
Messenger RNA from Calidris pugnax (ruff), 798 nucleotides. RefSeq names its product zinc transporter ZIP1-like. Gene Ontology annotation, biological process: zinc ion transmembrane transport. Gene Ontology annotation, molecular function: zinc ion transmembrane transporter activity. NCBI's taxonomy places the organism in Eukaryota, Metazoa, Chordata, Aves, Charadriiformes, Scolopacidae. The record is from RefSeq and is a predicted model, not a curated record. Gene Ontology annotation, cellular component: plasma membrane. The transcript has a single exon. The coding region runs from base 35 to 652 and encodes 205 amino acids.